AUGCCAUGUACGGAAAGCGAACCGCUGGUAUGUCGGUGGGAAUCAGCAUCCUGCCCCUCGUUAAUAUACCGAACUAGUUUUGACUCCAGUAUAGGAAUAUUUGGAUACUCCCAUUUCACGGGAGGCUUUGCCGGUGGCCAGGCAGAGUACAUCCGGGUACCAUAUGGCAAUGUCAAUUUGCUUCCCAUACCCGCUGACGUGCCUGAUGAGAAGGCUCUCUACCUCUCUGAUGUCGUUGCUACCUCUUGGCAUUGCGUGGUCGAUACUGGUGUCCAAAAAGGCGACAUCGUUGGCAUUUGGGGUGGUGGCCCAAUUGGGCAGAUGACCGCUGAGUUCUGUUUCUUCCAUGGAGCCGGUCGAGUUAUCUUGAUUGAUGGUGGUGAUGCUGCAUGGCGUUUGGAUUUCCUCAAACAAAAAAUGCCCAAGCUAGAGACGCUUAACUUUACACAGUUAUCCCGGGGCGAUUCUGUGACAUCUCGACUGAAAGAGAUGGUUCCUGGUGGUCUUGACAUCGCUCUCGAGUGUGCUGCGGGUGAGUACGCCAAAGGGUGGGCACAUUACUUUGAACAAAUGGUGGGGAUGGAAACGGAUACAUCUGAAUUGCUGAAUGAGAUGAUCACUUCUGUUCACGCAUUCGGAAGGGUUGGCGUGACAGGUGUCUACGCAGGAUAUGUGAGUGAUUCUUUCGAGGCAAAGUGA
Penicillium lagena is the source of this 699-nucleotide messenger RNA. RefSeq lists its product as uncharacterized. The transcript has a single exon. Bases 1 to 699 code for a protein of 232 amino acids. NCBI's taxonomy places the organism in Eukaryota, Fungi, Ascomycota, Eurotiomycetes, Eurotiales, Aspergillaceae. The record is from RefSeq and is a predicted model, not a curated record.